Molecule: messenger RNA, 721 nt
Organism: Alnus glutinosa
Lineage: Eukaryota; Viridiplantae; Streptophyta; Magnoliopsida; Fagales; Betulaceae
Product: protein EARLY RESPONSIVE TO DEHYDRATION 15-like
Exons: 3
Coding region: 156-518 (120 amino acids)
Source: RefSeq, a predicted model, not a curated record
UCUGACCUCUCUCACCCCAAUCCUCACGCGGUACACGUAGCUUUCGCUGAAUGGUCGGAACCCUGAGCUUCAAUUCAACCAAGAGAGAUUGAGAGAGUUUGUGGGAUCUGAAGGUAAAAGAAAGAAGCAAAGAGGCUUGGAGGUGAUUUGAAAACAUGGCACUGGUUUCAGGAGGAAGGUCAACACUGAACCCCAACGCCCCUCUCUUCAUUCCUGCUGCUUUCCGGCGAGUGGAGGAUUUCUCUCCGGAAUGGUGGCAACUGGUCACAACCUCAACAUCGUACCAUGACUAUUGGCUCAGCCAGCACCAGGGUGAGGAUGGUUUCUAUGAAAAUGGUGAUCAGGAUGACAUUAAUGGCGUCAAUCUUGCUGAUUUGCUGCCAGAGGCUUUCGAAUUUGAUGAUGAUGGUGAUGAUUUUUCAAACAUGGAAACUCAGUUUGAGGAGUUUCUCCAAUUUUCUGAAAAUAAAGUGAUGAAGAAUCAGAAAUCUUUGGAGGAAAGGGAUCAUCCCAAGUAACUUGACAACUUCUACCUUUUCGCUUUCUGCAACUCUUGCAUUGAUCCUAGCUUGCUCAUUCUCGUGUAAUUUGUUCAGUUUACUGUUAGCUUACCAGACAAAAAUCAUUUUGGAAAAGAAAAUGUAAAAAACUUCACUAAUGAAAAAAGAAAGAAAAAAGAGCUUCUGUUCGUCAGGAAAUGGAAUUGUUUAUUGCUCUUACA